Molecule: messenger RNA, 1716 nt
Organism: Quercus lobata
Lineage: Eukaryota; Viridiplantae; Streptophyta; Magnoliopsida; Fagales; Fagaceae
Product: isoprenylcysteine alpha-carbonyl methylesterase ICME
Exons: 11
Coding region: 44-1366 (440 amino acids)
Source: RefSeq, a predicted model, not a curated record
UCUAAUUUUUGCGAUUCUGAAAUCCAAAAUAGGCUUUUUGGACAUGAAUUUAGAGGUGGACGCCAAGCCUAGCUUGCUCUCUUCUUCUGAUAAGCUUUUCACUCACUCUCUCACUGAUGCCACCAAACACCACCACCACCACCAGCGUCGCCGCCGAUGCUCCUCCUCCUCCUCCUCCGCCGACGCCAAGCUUCGAGAUGCGCCAACGCGGCUCAACCGCGCUCAGUCUAUCAGCCACGCCGCCGCCGAGACUUAUCUCGUCACUCGGCUCAGCUUCAUCCUCCUCCGAUAUCUAGGGGUAGGCUACCGGUGGAUCACAAGAUUAAUUGCUCUUGGUUGUUAUGCCUUGCUACUUAUGCCCGGCUUUCUUCAAGUUGCAUAUUAUUAUUUCUUCUCAAGCCAGGUCCGGCGAAGUGUUGUUUAUGGAGAUCAACCAAGAAAUAGAUUGGAUCUAUUUUUACCUGCAAAUAGUGGUGAACCAAAGCCAGUUGUUAUAUUUGUAACUGGUGGAGCUUGGAUUAUUGGGUACAAAGCAUGGGGUUCUCUUUUGGGACAGCAAUUGGCAGAAAGAGACAUAAUAGUGGCAUGCAUUGACUAUAGGAAUUUUCCCCAGGGGACUAUUGGUGAUAUGGUAGAAGAUACUUCCCAGGGCAUUUCAUUUGUCUGUAACCACCUUACUGAGUAUGGGGGUGACCCUAACAGGAUCUAUCUAAUGGGGCAAUCAGCUGGUGCACACAUUUCUGCUUGUGCCCUCCUGGAGCAAGCAAUCAAAGAAUCUGAACCCGAGAAAGGAGAGAGUAUUACAUGGAGUGUAUCUCAAUUAAAAGCUUAUUUUGGUUUAUCUGGAGGGUACAAUUUACCUAAUUUAGUUGAUCACUUCAAUAAUCGAGGUCUCUAUCGCUCCAUUUUCUUAAGCAUUAUGGAAGGUGAACAAGGAUUGCAACGAUUUUCUCCUGAAGUUCAAAUACAGGACAAAAGCAUUAGAGAUGCUGUUUCUCGCUUGCCUCCUAUUACUCUUUUCCAUGGAACUUCAGAUUAUUCCAUACCAUCAGAUGCCAGUAAAACUUUCGUAGAUGCUCUUCAAAGGGCAGGAGCUCAAGCAAAGCUAGUUCUUUAUGAGGGAAAAACACAUACAGAUUUGUUUCUCCAACAAGGUGGCCUUGUGCUUCAAAGCAACCCUCAACUUUUUGGUCAUUCGAUGCAGGAUCCUUUAAGAGGGGGUAAAGACGAACUGUUUGACCAUUUAGUUUCUGUGAUACAUGCCGGUGAUAAGGAAGCUCUUGACAAGGAUGCUAUGGCCCCUCCAAGAAGACGCCUUGUUCCUGAGUUUUUGUUGAAGUUGGCUCGCAAGAUUAGCCCCUUCUAGCUCUUAUGGUUCUCAAAGUUAUCACUAUCCUUAUUCAUUUACCUCCGUUAGAUGAUCGUGUAUUAAUUUUAGGAACUCUCAGUUUGUAUUAUUUUAUAGGAAUUCUCACAGUUCUUUUUCUUUUGGUGACUUAAGUUAAUGGGUUAUUAUUACAAUAGGAAAAUUUGUUAUGUACUUUUGAAUGCAUUUUUUUCGAAGUCUAGACUUGGUUCCACCAUUUGAGUUCCCCAUGGGCCCAAAAAAUCUCACUUAUUAAAGUGCAUUAAUGCCAUCGAUCGGGCGAAUUAAAGCCGUUUUAUUAUUAUUAUUUGAACUGAAGUAGACACAUUUUUGCAUUGACACAAAAAAAA